AUGAGAAUCUCUAAAGUCCACAAAGCUCUGCUGUUUGCUACCUCUGCCAGACACGUCAUAGCCCAGAAUUACACGAACGCUUCGACAAGCACGGAACCAGGCUCCACCACAGUCAAUGGUACCGCUGUGGCCAAUCCUAGUGCUUUCGUGACCAAUUUACAAGUUUCAGUCGAUGAUUUAUGGGACUUUUUUGUUGGACCAGUUGAUGUCGCCAACACCACUACUACUGUCCAGGCCACUCCAGUACCCUCGAACGAUCUAAUUCCUCCACCUUACAUUGGAAACUAUGGAUUUCCUCCUGGGCGUCAGGUCCCCAUGGUCACAAAGAAUGAGUCUUGGAGCUUCCCUAAGGCAUUCCACCUGGGUGUUGCGGGUGCCGCUUUCCAGAUUGAGGGUGCUGCCAGAGCCGAGGGCAAGGGACCAUCGACAUGGGAUGUCAAUAUGCAUCGGGUCCCUGGGUUUGCUCUUGACAACAGUACCGGAGAUAUCACUGAUAAUAACUACUAUAUGUACAAGCAAGACAUCGCCCGUCUGGCAGCCAUGGGGAUCAACGCGUACUCAUUCUCAAUUGCUUGGACGCGACUAUUCCCAUUUGGCUCUGGACCAGUCAAUGAGCUUGGUAUAGCUCACUACAACGAUGUUAUUGACACAUGCAUUCAGUACAACAUUACGCCCAUGGCUACACUAUAUCAUUGGGAUAUGCCUGCUUUAUUACAGAACAAGUAUGGUGGUUGGCUGGGCGAGGAGAUCGUUGAAGACUUUACAGAGUACGCUCGAGUGGCAUACAGUCGUUUCGGAGACAGAGUUAAACAUUGGUUCACUAUCAACGAACCAAUAGUGAUCUGCACAUCGCAGUAUCCGAUGCCAGAGGGCUACUGGCGUAACUUCUCUAUUCCGGACAUCCAGCAGCAGUUUGUGUGUGGUCGAAAUAUUUUACUUGCACACGCGCAGGCCUAUCGACUUGGCAAGUCCAUUGUACCUGACAGCUCCAUCGCUUUUAAGAACAAUGGCGGUUACAAAGUGCCUCUCACGAAUAGCUCUGCUGAUGCAGAAGCUGUUCAAAGAGCUUGGGAUUUUAACGAAGGGUGGUUCGCAGAUCCUGUGUAUCUUACCGGAGAUUGGCCUUCUACUGUCAACGAUUAUGUGUCUUCCUUCUUGCCUCCAUUCACAUCUCAGCAGAAGGAGGUGAUCCUCGGCUCUUCCGACUUGUUCGCUCAUGAUGCCUAUACGGCUCAGUUCUACAUGGUUCCUGAUGCAGGCAUCGAGUCUUGCGUUGCAAACUCCAGCAACCCGUUGUAUCCUUCAUGUGCGAAUAGUACUUACACAUAUGGACCUGCUCAAGGCAACUGGGCCAUAGGUCCAUCUGCUGACGCCCGUGCACCCUGGCUCCACCGCGCAACAGACUGGUUCCCAGCCUUCAUGUCUUAUAUCAACACCACCUGGCCAUCCCCCUCAAUCCAAAUCACCGAAUUUGGCUUCGCAGAGCCCUUUGAGUCCUCCAAGACCUUACUCCAAGAUAUUCUCUGGGAUCCCAUCAGAGCAUCCUACUAUCAUGAUUACAUGGAAGCUAUACUCAUCUCACUCAGUGAAGGUAUCAACAUUACCGCAGCUCUAGCUUGGAGCUUUGUAGACAAUUUGGAAUGGAACUCUGGUUUUAGUAUUAGGUUUGGGAUGCAGUAUGUUAAUUUUACUGAGCCGAGCUUGGAGAGACAUUAUAAGGCUAGUUUCUUUGAGUAUACUAACAUGUACAAGAUGUACGUAGAGCAGUAG
Molecule: messenger RNA, 1770 nt
Organism: Aureobasidium subglaciale EXF-2481
Lineage: Eukaryota; Fungi; Ascomycota; Dothideomycetes; Dothideales; Saccotheciaceae
Product: glycoside hydrolase family 1 protein
Exons: 3
Coding region: 1-1770 (589 amino acids)
Biological process (GO): carbohydrate metabolic process
Molecular function (GO): beta-glucosidase activity
Source: RefSeq, a predicted model, not a curated record